AUAUAUAUGGCACAAUGUUUGUGCUGGCCGAGCUAAAGGAUACCGUGCGCAUUGCGCCGGACCAGUUCAGUGUAAAGUUGGUGGAUGCUAUACGCGACGAAAUCGACCGAAAACUGGCCAAUAAAGUGCUACUUAACGUUGGCCUCUGCAUAGCGCUCAAGGAUAUCGUAUCGCUGCAAGACUCCAUUAUUCUACCGGGCGACGGUGCCUCCCACACCGCAGUGGUCUUUCGCUACAUCGUUUUCCGGCCCAAGGUCGGCACCGUAAUGACCGGCAAAAUACGUAGCUGCAGCCGUGAAGGAGUCCACGUGACGCUGGGCUUCUUUGAUGACAUACUUAUACCACAAGCCGCCUUGCAGCAUCCCUCGCGUUUUGAUGAGGCCGAGCAGGCCUGGGUCUGGGAGUAUCCCUUGGAGGACGGCGCAAAGCAUGAUCUCUUUAUGGACGUUGGUGAGCCUAUCAAAUUCCGAGUAUCGCGUGAAAUCUUCGAGGAGACAUCGCCAGUUGGGCCGCCAAAAACGGAGUCACAGAGCACGCAGGGCCCCAGUACAUCCACAGCUGCCGCUACCGCUGCGCAGGAAAUCAAGACUCCAUACAAGAUUAUUGGGGCUAUCAACGAGUCCGGCCUGGGCGUACUCUCCUGGUGGGAUCAGCAAGGCAAAGAGGACGACCAAGAAAACGAGGAUAAUACGGAAUACGACAAUGACGAGGAUGGCGAGGGUGCGUGUGAGGAAUGAUAUCUCCCGCGAUUCUUACACGUUCUGACUAUUAAGCAUGCAUCAUGCAACCUGAAAUAAAGACGAGUCCAGCUGUUAUGGAUCUUCUUCUAUUGAGAAAAUCACCGACGCAGGAAAAUAAAGCAAAAAUGCUGGGACAUUGUAAAUACAUA
Molecule: messenger RNA, 889 nt
Organism: Drosophila persimilis
Lineage: Eukaryota; Metazoa; Arthropoda; Insecta; Diptera; Drosophilidae
Gene: Polr3H
Product: DNA-directed RNA polymerase III subunit RPC8
Exons: 3
Coding region: 15-737 (240 amino acids)
Biological process (GO): transcription initiation at RNA polymerase III promoter; DNA-templated transcription
Cellular component (GO): RNA polymerase III complex
Source: RefSeq, a predicted model, not a curated record